Molecule: messenger RNA, 1927 nt
Organism: Acipenser ruthenus (sterlet)
Lineage: Eukaryota; Metazoa; Chordata; Actinopteri; Acipenseriformes; Acipenseridae
Product: E3 ubiquitin-protein ligase Itchy homolog
Exons: 3
Coding region: 1-1116 (371 amino acids)
Molecular function (GO): ubiquitin-protein transferase activity
Source: RefSeq, a predicted model, not a curated record
AUGGUUAAGGUUCAGCUCCACCAGUCUCUUCUGGGAGAAAAGGAGCAGGAGCUUGAAAGAGCUUUCUCUGAACUGGAUGUGUUAUUGGAAGAAGUAGUUACAGUUGAAGUUAAAAGACACACUGUUCUAGAAGAUGUACAAAGAAUUUACAGUAAUCAAAGUAUCAUCAAUAAACGUUUACAUGUAAACUUUAUUGGGGAAGAGGGAGAUGACUUUGGUGGGUUAACAAAAGAUCUUUUUUCUUCUUUUUGGAACAGUGCUUUCAUUCAGUGGUUUAAAGGUGAGGAUGCUCUUGUCCCAUGUAUACCAGUAAAUCAAUAUGCCAAAGCGCCGGACAUUUUUUCUGUUGUUGGUAACGUUUUGUCACAUAUGUGUCAGCUUAAUCAUUGCGUGCCACCCAGAUUUUGUAGAUCAACACUGCUAUCUGUUGUGUUUAAUACCUCUAUGAUUGAUAGUAGAACACUGUUGGAUGACUUUAUGCUCCAUGUAACAGUACCUGAACGAACCUUGCUGCAAAAGGCUUUGAAUAGUUUUGAAAAACUAAGCAUUUCUGAAAAAUCUGACUUGCUGACCUUUUAUUCUGUGAAUGGCAUGCACACAGUUCCUUCAGCUAAAGAUUUUAGAGAGCAACUGGUUCUUGUAGCACAAAAUGAACUGGUAAUAAAACCAAUGUUCUUGAAUUGCUUCAUAAGGCAGGCUAUUCCAGAGUCUCAUAUGAGAGCAUUUUGGUCACAGUUAGAUACAGACUUAAUUUCGUACCUGUACUGGCAGGAGAUGCCUACUGCAGACCGUGUGUUGCAGUGUAUAACAACUUCUGAAAAAGACCUGAAACCUGAAGAAGAAGUUGCUUAUUACUAUUUACGUGACUUCAUCAAGUCAGUGGAUCAGGAUGAAAUGUCCAAAUUUCUGCAUUUUGUUACAGGAUCCCCAUUACUGCCAAACGAUGGCAUUACAAUAGUAUUUAAUAGACUUUGUGGUAGCCUGAGGAGACCUAUUGCACACACUUGUAGCAAUACACUAGAGAUACCAGUAAGCUAUGCUUCAGUACAGGACUUCAAACGAGAAAUGAAAUCCAUUCUAAAUUCAGAGAAUGCAUUUAUAAUGACAAUGAUUUAAGGUAGUGGUUAGAAUCACAGCAGCUAUAUCUGAAGUCAAGUGACGUGAAGAAUCAUUUGACAAGGGAUGUUUUUAUAUAAAAAAUAUAUAUUUUACUUGUAAAUGCCCAACUACUUAAGCCUGCUUCUUUCAUAAUGAUUUGUAAAGCCUUGAUAGCAUGACUUCCCAGGAACACCACAGCGUAAAGCUUGUAAAAAAUGGAGGGUCAGCAAUCAGUUGAGAUAAAAUUUAAAGUUUUCUGUUCCAAUUCCCUUUUAAUCCAUUCCAGUUACUUUUAUGACAUAGGCUUUUUAUUGAGCACAUAUAUAUAUAUAUAUAUAUAUACACACACACACACACACACACACACAGUAAUCUGUCGUUUAUCCGCUAUGAUUAAGCUCUUCAGUAACUUUAGUUUGUUAUUGAACAGAGAGGAUUAGUUCAGAGAUUGUAGAUCCUACCAAAGUUUUUCUACACUUUCGUGGUAUGUGCUCCGUGCGCUACCAUUGCUGGUAGUGUCACGUGAGCUGUUCAGUGUGUUGAUGUGCAAAUAAAACCUGUUCGCCUGCGGGGCAUAUCAACUCCGUCUCGAUCUCCUGCCUGUCACUCAGCAGCAGAUGCACGCAUCCACAUGACAGACGUCUACCCUGUCACAAGCAUUAAUACCCUGUAUCUAUCUUCUCAAGUGAUUUAGGGGAGCUCCCUAAUAAAAGCCCAAUCUCAAAACAAUAAUUAUGUGAAUAUAGUAAUUGUUACAACUGUGUAUAAUGAUAUUUAAAACAGGAUUCAUUUAACCGACUUUUUACAUAACCACCCUUACUCUGGUUUC